Molecule: messenger RNA, 1140 nt
Organism: Emericellopsis cladophorae
Lineage: Eukaryota; Fungi; Ascomycota; Sordariomycetes; Hypocreales; Bionectriaceae
Exons: 2
Coding region: 1-1140 (379 amino acids)
Source: RefSeq, a predicted model, not a curated record
AUGACGCAGACAUCAACACCGACAAGUACUGAAACACAGGUACACACAAAGACAGCUACGUCUACGGCAAGGACGAGCGCUCUGCUGGCUUCCCCGAAUGGCCCUCCCGAGCACCGUUACCAGCACUCAUCUACCGGUUCUCCGAGACACACGGCGGGAGAGCUGACCCCAAGCUCCGCUGGUCAGCGUUCGGAUACCGAGGAUGGGAAGGAAAAGGGUUCUACUGUAGACAAGAAUGCGCCAGAAAUACACUUGGGUCAUGACAUGAUGGACAUUUCGUUUGAGCCGGGGAACGAAAUCUUGGACACGUCUUGGCUCCAGUUUCCUUGCACGACAACGGCCCCAGCCGACGUGGCCGACAGCAUGAACACAACGCUUGAGUCGUGGAUCCCGUCCUUCCCGAACGACAUCACCUGGUCGGCUCCUCUCCUGGCCGAGGUGACUGCCGCGGACAUGGCCGCGUCCACCCACGGCCCGCAGUACACGUGUGCCACAGCGCAACGCUGCGACGCGCUCUCCAUCCAGGCCCUGGAGGCCAUCACGCACUGGCGCCUCCACGCGACACCUCUCGAGAAGAUGUCGGCCGUGAAACGUGUCCUUUGCCAACUCGACAGCCUUGCCACCUGCACCCGCUGCGCGCCCAUGUCCACCUCGAUGACCAUGUUCGUCCUGCUCGCCGAGAAGCUCGUGGAGCAGUUCUCCCAGCUCGUCAGCUUUCUUGAGUGCUCGACCCCAGCCGAUAACUGGGACGCGACCGCCAACCUCGGGGAGUACUGCCUUGACACCGACGAGGAAUUCAAGGUCACGUGUCUAGCGCUGCUGCAGCUUAACAUAGAACGAUUCGUUACCAUCCUGGAGCACCUCGGCAAGCGUAUCGAGAUGCAGAAAUGGGAUAACCACCUGAACACCAUCCAGCGCCUGAUGGAACAGAUUUUCCCUUCCAGAGGCGUGGCUUUCGAGCCGAUGGUCGAGGAACGCGCGCUGAUCACGACAGCCACCAUCCUCGGCCACUCGUCCGAGCUGACGUUCUUCCAACAAGGCAUGUUGCCUCGUUGGACGACCGUGUCGCCCCGUCCGAGACGCCUGCUCUCCCGGCUGUCGAGGACAAAAUCGACCGAGCCGUCAAGGAUUGGCACAUAG